UGUGCCUCUUCUCAGCUGCGGUUCUUUGAAAGGGCUGCCCUCCCGCACUUGAGGUCUUGUCACCAAGACUACACGUUGAACGUACACUGCUGUCCUAUCCGUCAUCUCGUGCUCAUGCUAGCCUGUGAGGGAAUCACUGCGUCUGCGUUAGCUCUCGCGUCAUCAACUGCUGGAUACCUGAAGUCUUAGUACCAAGAGCUGGAUGUGUAAACUCCGUGAGCCGGCCCCGCAUUCGCUGUCACUGGAGGAUCAGCGACACAGUCAAGCCUGCCCUCGGUGAAAGCUAGUUGCGGAUAUUACCGAUACUAUUGGCGACAAAGACACCUAUCAGGACAUUGGGCGCACCUCCUACUCAGCUUGAGUUCUGACGCUGUAUCGCGUUCAUCACUUCAUACAAGGACGCCUUUUGUCAGCAUAGCUCUGCCCAAAUUGAACGAACCUAAGCCACAAUGGCUCGUAACAGGAUUGGACGAGAAGAGACUAACGAGAAAUCCAAAUACCCGAAGCCGACGCCGACAGAGACAGAUGAUGAGAAGGACGACCCUCUCGAGAUUACGUCCAUCGUGGAACACCUACCCUCACCCGCGCCCGUCACUCCUCAGCCAGAAAUCACAACCAUACCUACUGAGAUACCUACUGAGAUUUCUACUCCGACCAGCUACCUUUCGAGUAUGUCAGGCCCGCCAGAUAGGCCAGACGAUGAUGCACCAAAAUCAGACCGAUCCUACAACACAGGACUACCUGGGCCCGCACGGGGUCGUGACUCCGACCGCGGACAUCCCUCUUCAACGUCGUCUACCUUUAUCACGAAGACAUCUGGCUGGGGCCACAAUGAUAUGGGAACCACCACUCCACCUUCGCCUACACCGGUACAGUCCGACAGUACAUCGUCACCCGAGCCAACAGACGACGAUUUUGGCCUACAGAAUAAUGGAACAGACAACAGUCCCAAUAAAACACCGAUCUACGCCGCCGCUGGUAUUGUGCCGGUCGUGGUCAUUAUCAUAGCGUUCUUUGCUUUCUUCUGUUUACGGAAACGACGACGGCAGAAGCAAACAACUGCCGGACAUGGGCACAUUCAAGAGAUGAAGAUGCAGCCAAGGCCAAUCGAACGACCCUACAUAGCGCCCAUAACACCCCCAUCUCCUCCUCCACAGGCAGUGCUGCCUCAGUAUUCUCCGUCUACACCGUCAUCAAGUCAUCCUCCAACUGCGAGUUCUUCUCAACCUGUAAUCCUCGGACCUAUUCCAUCUGGCAACAAUGGCGCAUACUUGACUGGCAUGGACACUUCCGACCUCGUGUCUAUGAGAUCGGGCGGGGUUAGUAGGCAGGGCACGAUAGUAGACCGAGAUCCUUUUGCGGACGGCAGAAGUCUCGAAGAAGCACCACCGCCAUACCGACCCAGCAGCCUUCCUCCAGCCAGCCUUGUAUCCACCUCCAGGAAUAGCAGCGUCCGGCUGGCAACACCUCCACACACGACUUCACGAACACAACUUAUCGAGCGCUCGCCUUUCGAUGACCCUGAUGACGACGAGAUCUCUGACAUCUCAGGGCCUACCCUGGGCAGGGAUACUGAUGUAAUGUCCGACGUUUCUGACAUCUCGUACCAGAUCGACCCAGUAGUCGGCAGGGCUCCAUUCUGAUAGGCGUUAUUGAAAUGAACCUUACUUUCUUGUCUUAAUGUAUAUAAUCGAGCGCCGUUUUAGUCGCUCUACAUCGACGGACCGCGUUAGGUCUUGACAAAUGCGUGUAUAGGUGUUGAGGCGUUGGCUCGGUAUGAAAACGGCAGCCGUUGAAAAGGGUGCGAUUAUGUUCAGUACCUAGUCCGAGUACAAUCUCCAUGACGAAAUGAGGCGUUUCGUCUCCGAGGACCGCAUACUCGGCUCGGCUAAUAACAAAAGCACAACAUGUUAAAAGACAAAGCAGGGUAAUCGAAGAUCUCGAGAUCA
Molecule: messenger RNA, 1949 nt
Organism: Didymella exigua CBS 183.55
Lineage: Eukaryota; Fungi; Ascomycota; Dothideomycetes; Pleosporales; Didymellaceae
Exons: 1
Coding region: 450-1643 (397 amino acids)
Source: RefSeq, a predicted model, not a curated record